CCUUAUAGAUAAGCAUCCACACCCACGAAAGCAAGCAAUCAAUCAACAAAUCAUUUUCCCAUUUGUGUACAAAUAUCAGCAAACCCAAAAUUUGUGUGUUGAGUUUCUUUCACAAUUGAACGACAAUAAUGGCAAAGAAAGAGAUGGAAGUGGUAAAAGGGUUGGAUCUUGAGAAAUACAUGGGAAGAUGGUAUGAAAUAGCUUCAGUUCCUUCAAGAAAUCAACCCAAAAAUGGAGUGAACACAAGGGCCAAUUAUUCACUCAAUGAAGAUGGAACUGUGAAAGUGGUGAAUGAAACUUGGAGUGAUGGGAAGAGAAGUUCCAUUGAAGGUGUGGCCUAUAAGGCUGAUCCUUCAAGCCAAGAAGCUAAGUUUAAGGUCAAAUUUUAUUUGCCUCCUUUUCUUCCAAUAAUUCCAGUGGUUGGGAAUUAUUGGGUUUUGUAUAUUGAUGGUGAUUAUCAGUAUGUUCUUGUCGGGGAACCUUCAAGGAAGAAUCUUUGGAUAUUGUGCAGAAAUACUCAACUAAACGAGGCGAUAUACAAUGAACUGCUUCAGAAGGCCAAGGACGAGGGUUAUGACGUUACCAAACUCCACAAGACACCACAAAGCGAACCUCCACCAGAAACUGAUGAAGGCCCCAAAGAUACGAAGGGCAUAUGGUGGUUUAAGUCUAUUCUGGGAAAAUAAAAUCAUCACACAAUCUUCUGUUUGCAUCAUCAAAAUCUUAUAUUGUCGUUAUCUUCCUACCUUUCUCGCUUGUGUGUAAAAAUGUUGGUUUGUGAGCACAUAUGAUCUAUAUGAACAUGCUUUAUUCAUCAUCAGUACAGCUUCUUGUAA
Cucumis sativus (cucumber) is the source of this 836-nucleotide messenger RNA. RefSeq names its product temperature-induced lipocalin-1. The transcript has 2 exons. The coding region runs from base 129 to 686 and encodes 185 amino acids. The record is from RefSeq and is a predicted model, not a curated record. Lineage: Eukaryota; Viridiplantae; Streptophyta; Magnoliopsida; Cucurbitales; Cucurbitaceae.